Molecule: messenger RNA, 2748 nt
Organism: Papilio xuthus (Asian swallowtail)
Lineage: Eukaryota; Metazoa; Arthropoda; Insecta; Lepidoptera; Papilionidae
Gene: Rnmt
Product: RNA guanine-7 methyltransferase
Exons: 2
Coding region: 440-1621 (393 amino acids)
Biological process (GO): 7-methylguanosine mRNA capping
Cellular component (GO): nucleus
Molecular function (GO): mRNA 5'-cap (guanine-N7-)-methyltransferase activity
Source: RefSeq, a predicted model, not a curated record
AUUUUAGAUCUAAAAUUGGAUAAGCCACAAAGUUACUUUAUAUAUUUAUUUUUGUCUUAAGAUUUUUAAUUUACAAGUAAAGAGUCUGAAUGUCUUUCCUCAUCAAAUGGUGUGUCUGCUAAUCUAGCAACGGCGCCACUCGAACUUAGGAUUGCAUACGAUGACAGAUGUCAUAUGCCAGUUCAGUUCAUCAGUUGUUUGUCAUUGAGUCUGUUAUGUAUUGAAUUCAGUUGAUUUGAUUGAAUACGUGUGUUAUAUUAAGGUAUAUAAUUAAAUUGUUUCGAAAAAAUAUAUAUAUUAUACCGAAAAGCUAGUCGGUAAAUUACUUAAAAAGAUUUAAGUAGAGAGGCAACAUACUAAAGACUUACAUAUUUAAGUUUCAAAAAGGUUACAUUCAGUUAACAUUUACAAAAUACCAGCCUACAAUAAGGUGUUUAAUAUGAGUACGUUAGAUAAUUCCGACCUAAAUACCCUUACCGACAAUAACGAUGGUAAGGGAGGGACAACCGACGCCGAUAGUAUCGAAAAUAGUCGGAGCAAAGGGGAACACGCAAGUAUAGUUGCUGCUCAUUACAACCACAUAGAAGACAAGGGGUUAAGAGAACGAUUUAAUUCUCCUAUUUUCUAUUUGAGAAACUUUAAUAAUUGGGUAAAAAGUGUAUUAAUACAGGAGUACAUAGAUAAAGUGAAGGAAAAGGACUAUGGUAAAGCUUUGAAAGUCCUUGAUAUUUGCUGUGGUAAAGGAGGUGAUUUAAGUAAAUGGCAGAAAGCUCGAGUAGACCAUGUUGUUUUUGCGGACAUAGCCGAAGUGUCUGUACAGCAGUGCCAAACACGCUAUGAAGAUUUGAAGCGUCGACAAAGCCAUUUGUUCUCUGCUGAAUUUAUUGCUGUUGACUGCACUAAAGCUGCCUUAAGACAUAAGUAUAGGGAUCCUUCUAUAAACUUUGAUUUGGUUAGUUGUCAGUUUGGGCUGCAUUAUAGUUUUGAAAGUUUGGGUCAAGCAAGAAGAAUGCUUACAAAUAUAUCAGAAUGCCUAAGACCUGGUGGAUAUUUCUUUGGUACAAUACCUAAUGCAUAUGAAAUUGUUUCCAGAGCACAAAAGUCACUCAAUAAUAUGUUUGAAAAUAGAAUAUACAAAAUCAAAUUGUUGUUUGACCCUAAAAAUGGUUAUCCCCUCUUUGGUGCUAAAUAUGACUUUCAUUUAGAAGGAGUAGUGGAUUGUCCAGAGUUUCUAGUUAAUUUCAAGUUAUUUGUAAAACUUGCUGCAGAAUAUGGACUUGAAUUAGUAUAUCAAGCAGGGUUUUCUGAUUUUUAUAAUGAUUAUUCGGUAAAUUAUAAACAAUUGAUACAAAGAAUUAUGUGUUUUGAAAGUUAUCCUCCACCACAUGGGAAAGAAUUAAUGGGAGAUGAGGCUGAAUAUGAACAUGCUAAAGUAUUUUGGGAAAGCAAUAAUUUGAAGACUGAAGAUACUUGCCUUGGUACUAUGAGUUCCUGUGAGUGGGAAGUUGCAACAAUUUACAUGGCAUUUGCAUUUAAGAAAUGUAAAACUUCUCGGGAUGCCAAUGGAAAGACAACAUAUAUUAGUUCCUCCUCAAAAACUGAAUCUGGAGAAAAAAAGUAGUCAAUAGUUAACAAAAUUGUAUUAAGUUUACUAUGCACUUAAAACAUUUAUGUUUAAGUUUUAUUGUAUUUACAUACUCUUUAAUUGAUUAAAUAUUUAGUUAUUAUCAUUUUAAAUUAUUCCUAAAGUGCAUUUUAAGUGGUAUAAUAUAUGAAAAGUAAUUUUUAUUAGUUACCAUUUAAUUUUGAUUCCAAACUUAGAAUGGAUGUGGAUGUCCCCCCUAUUGUAUGUAUCACCUAGAUAAAUGUCUGAAUGAAUCUUUAAGAGAUUACAUUUAGCUAAUUCCUAGCUUAUUGUCAUAAGAUAUCCUGAGAUUUAACUGAUUCCAGUUAAUCUAGUUGCUUUUAUUACUUAUUCAUCUUGUCAUGCAUAAAAAUUUUAGCAAUAUCUAUAAAUAUGGUAACAUUUACAAUACAAUGUAAAAUAUCUAGUGAUGUGAUAUCAGAUAUCUAUUGUUAUAACAAGUCCUCACAUUAUUAUUCCUACAACCUCUAAAAGCUCCACAUCCUACUUAAUCUUCUUCCAGACUAUGUUCUAUGCAUAUGCCACAUUUCAGCAAGAUCUAUGCACCUGUUUUCGAGAUACCUUCAAACAUCCAAACAUUUGCAUUUAUAAUAUUAGUAAGAUAUCAAUAUAAAUCUCGAGAAUAUUGUGACUUACUUGAGACUAAGUGAAGAUUUUAUUUCACUUGAAGCUUAAGUCAAUAUGUGUAUUAUUAGUUAAGAAAUGACUAUAAAAAUAAACUUUUUAUUCUCUUUCAAAUAUAAAUUCUUUGUACAUAUUUGUAAGUUGACAAAUACGAUAUAUUCUGACGGUCCUUAAGCACUAAUAUGAUGUGUGAAACAAUUCUGAAUGGAGUAGUAUCAUAACAUUAAUAACAAUAAGGUACCUGUAGACAUUUUACUAGAAGUUCACUAAUUGGGACCAUGGUUUUACAAUUUAAAUUGUGAAUUUAAGUUUUCCAAUAGCCAAUUUUCGAUUUAAUAUGAAAUAAUAUUUUAAAAAUUCAUGAAUAAAUUAAUAAUAUACAGAUUAUAUCUUUUAGUAUUUUAAUUCUAGAUUGGUACUUAAAUUAAAAUAUGCGUUUUAGGAGGACGUAAAUAUUUAAAUGAUGUAUUAAAUACAAU